Molecule: messenger RNA, 1016 nt
Organism: Asparagus officinalis (garden asparagus)
Lineage: Eukaryota; Viridiplantae; Streptophyta; Magnoliopsida; Asparagales; Asparagaceae
Product: probable aldo-keto reductase 2
Exons: 4
Coding region: 16-789 (257 amino acids)
Cellular component (GO): cytoplasm
Source: RefSeq, a predicted model, not a curated record
AAGUUCGGGGUAAAAAUGGAGGGGUACGCGAUGGAGGGGGGCGCGACGGAGGUGCGAGGAGAUCCCGCGUACGUGAGGGCUUCUUGCGAGGCGAGCUUGAAGAGGCUGGACGUCGACUGCAUUGAUCUCUACUACCAGCAUCGCGUCGACACCCGAGUCCCCAUCGAGAUCACCAUGGGAGAACUUAAGAAACUGGUUGAAGAGGGCAAAAUAAAAUACGUAGGAUUAUCUGAGGCCUCGGCAUCAACAAUCAGGAGGGCACAUGCUGUUCACCCUAUAACUGCUGUCCAGCUCGAAUGGUCGCUAUGGUCAAGGGACGUGGAAGACGACAUAAUCCCAACUUGUAGAGAGCUCGGAAUAGGAAUUGUGGCAUACAGUCCUUUGGGGAGGGGCUUCCUAUCUUCUGGACCUAAGUUGGUCGAAAAUCUAGCAGACGGGGAUUUCAGAAAGUACUUGCCGAGAUUACAGCCAGGGAAUUUGGAGCAGAAUAUUACAUUAUUUGAAAGAGUUAGUGAGAUGGCUUCAAGAAAAGGAUGCACCCCUUCUCAACUAGCAUUAGCCUGGGUUCACCACCAAGGAAAUUAUGUUUGCCCUAUACCUGGAACUACUAAGAUCGAGAACUUGAAACAAAACAUAGGAGCACUCUCUGUUAAGCUGACAAAGGAAGAAAUGGUACAGCUCGAAUCUUUUGCUUCUGCUGAUGCUGUUAAAGGCGAUAGGUAUCCUGCAAUGGUUCAGACUUGGAAGGAUUCAGAGACCCCACCUCUUUCUUCAUGGAAAAGUGAAUAGAAAGUAUUGCCUUCUAGUUUUCUAUAUCAAAGCUUGCAUCCUGUUAGUUAGUAAUAAGGCAGCACUAAGAUUGUUGAGCCCUACUUUGCAUGUGGUGUUGAAUCAGAGUUGUGUAUGAAUUGUCAGAACUAUCUUUGUUGAGCUGUUUGUAUUUGGUUUGUAAUCAUAAUAAUGGGAAAUGUUUUUGCUAGGACUUGUUUAUAGCAUAUAUUUUGUUGUUGCUGUUA